UGUAAAUAUAAAUGGCAAAAAAUGACAGGUAAAGAAGGCUUAACGCAAAGGCGUUUUGCGACGCAGAUAUGCCCCACCACGCAGUUCACAUGCAAGUGUAAGAGGUUGACAUGAUGGAUGACUUGAGAAGCGUGUUUUCCCCGAAAAAGAUUCCUGGGGACGUUCGACUUCUACAGCUCCAUUGUAUUGAAUCAAAAUCAUGAUUUUAAAAAGGUGCGGCACAUCUGCCUCAAAUUUCUAAGGUUUAAGGUUCCAAUCUCACGGAUGGAUGUUCAAAAUGUAAGAACAUCAAAAAUACAGAAGUAUUUAUUUUGUUCGAGUUUGUCCAACAUUUCUUUAUGAUCGAAAGAAACCGUUUUCAUUGUUGUUUUGACUUCUUUGCCAAAGACUAUAUGACCAAUAAAGGAACAGAGACCCUUUUUUUUUUUUAAAGUGAGGCGAUGUCGUAUCUUAGCAACCGAGAUCAACAAAAAAGAUGGAAGUCAAAAUAACAACCGAGAGAGAGAGAGAAGCCGCUGCUUACCUGGAAAAACACAAAAUCUUCGACCUGAUGAAAAACCUCACCAGCAUGCUCUUCUUUUAUAGACCCGAUGAUCCGAAAGAGUUUCUCAUCGAAAAACUGGAACAGCUAAAACAAGCUCGAGAUCGUGGCCAAAAAGCGCCCAGUCUGCUCAGCCAUUCCAAUCUGGACGCAGCCUUUGGAAUAGUGGACCCAGCCAAUGACAGAUAUGUCACAUUUGCACAAUACAAACAGGCUCUCAUCUCAUUGGGCAUGAAAGACAUCAACGAGUGUCCUGACGGUGUAAACGAUGACAAAAUAUCCUAUGAUACUUUCAUAACAGAAGGGAUGGUAAGCCUGGAGAAAUGCUCAGCGACAUACAAACAACCUUAAACCUGAAUGUUUACUGAUACUAUGUCCAUAAUAUUUUAUGUGCAACUUGAUGUUGUCAUCCAAAGUAGGCAUUUUGCAGUGAUGUGCUUUUUAAAUGUAGUUACCACUUUGUAUUGUUAUGAAUUUUUGUACUGGGGUUCCAUUUUCUGGUUUGAAACAGACUGAUAAGAUUUUAUAACAUCUGCUCGAGAUGCAAUUUUUGUAGCAGAAAGAAGAUUGAUUAUACAGAAUAUAAAUGUGUACACUAGUACAAUGGGAUGAUUUACAGUAUAUUUAUGGAAUUGCGGUAUGAAUCAACACACGUGCAAAUAAAUACUUUCUGAUUUA
This is a messenger RNA of Phyllopteryx taeniolatus (common seadragon), 1219 nucleotides long. RefSeq names its product EF-hand calcium-binding domain-containing protein 10 (gene efcab10). NCBI's taxonomy places the organism in Eukaryota, Metazoa, Chordata, Actinopteri, Syngnathiformes, Syngnathidae. The coding region runs from base 476 to 892 and encodes 138 amino acids. The transcript is spliced from 4 exons. Gene Ontology annotation, molecular function: calcium ion binding. The record is from RefSeq and is a predicted model, not a curated record.